GGGGUAGGAGAGUGUUACGUGACCGGAGUGCAGAGAGGAUGAGGAGGACUUGAACUUCACCAGAGAAAAGUUUAUGGGGUCAAGAUUUUGUUUUUCUCCGACAUAUUAAUCUGCGUUUUUAUUGAAAAGAAAACUUCAGAACAUGGAGCCCAGUUCCACAGAGGGAGGAGCUGAGGAGACGCUCCUUAAAAACCUUCCACCAAGUCCUCCUCAAAAAGUGAUGCUCAAACACGGACAAGAGCUGGAGGAAGAGCAGGAGGAGCUGGCCGAGCACCGGCCUCUGGAGCAGGAAGACCUGAACUUUGAGAGAUGGAAGCGCAGGCCAUUACCCAAGAGGACGCUCCACCAGAAAAUAGACGACAUAAAGACAUACCUGUGGAAUGCGGAGACCAAGGAGUUCAUGGGUCGCUCUGGAAAGAGCUGGGGCCUCAUCCUUCUCUUCUACGCUGCACUUUAUACCUUUCUUGCAGCCAUGUUUGGCGGCUGUAUUUUUUGCCUCCUGUGGUCCAUUAGUCCCUACCAUCCCACCCACAACGAUAGAGUGAUGCCACCAGGUAUGACGAUGGCCCCACACCUCGACGGCAACGACAUCGCCUUCAACGCCACUGAUCGCAAGUCCUGGAAGAAGUACGCCAGGUCGAUGGACGAGUAUCUGCGACCGUACAACGAUGGUGUUCAAGAGAAGAAGAACAUCCGGUGCACACAGGACAGAUACUUCUUGCAGGACGACUUGGAGGAGAGUGCCGAGCGGAAAGCGUGUCAGUUCAAGAGGUCCAUGUUGGGGGAGUGUUCGGGGCUGCAGGACCCUCACUAUGGCUACUCUCAGGGAAGGCCAUGCAUCCUCCUUCGAAUGAACCGGAUUCUUGGUUACUUACCUGGCAUGGGCAAACCCAUAAAUGUGACUUGUAACGUGAAGAAAGGACCACCAGAGGCCUUGGGAGAACUCCAGUUUUUUCCUAAAGGCAUUUUUGACAUGAAGUACUUCCCCUACUAUGGGAAGCUCAGACAUGUAAACUAUUCUGCACCAGUGGUGGCUGUGCGUUUUGCAAGGGUGCAGUACGACGCGCACAUCCAGGUGUCGUGCAAACUGAACGGAAAGGGCAUCAUCAACGAUUCGGCCACCGACCGCUUCCUGGGGAGCGUGACCUUCUCCCUGGAGGUCGGCGCCUAAGGCCAAGACGUCUCUGCCAGCAGGAUGCUCCCAUAACAAUCAGGCUGGAAAUAUGCACAAGGAAAAAAUGAUGUCGUACCAUUAUUUUUCAUGAAAUCUGUAAUUUCCUUCUUCUCAUUUUUCACUUACAUCUUCAUUUAUUCUGCUGUAAAAACAACUUCCUCAAGAAGUAGAUAUUUACUCUUGUGUUUCCGUGAUAUCUCUGUGCUGCUGGCACCUGCAUAGAAACCAGUUACAAUUCAGCUCCUCAUAUUUCCUAAUGAUUAGAAAGAUUAAUCAAACUAAAUUACUCUCUGCCCAGUAGUUAGCAUAUAUGGCUAUGCAAAUCCAAUUAUAACUUAAAACUUUACUAGGCGAUUAGAAACAUUGUGUUGUCUGGUUAGAUGAUUGUUUUGUGUGCACAUUUUUGUGUGACAUGUACUAAUUUGUUUUUGAAUUAUAUUUUUCAAACUUGUAUAUUGUAAGAAUUCAAAGAACUAUCAUGCAAACACUGAAAGCAGGACUUGUACUGUACUUACACAGUAAAUAAAAGACAUGACUGCAAAUAUACUACGACGUUGAAUAGAGCAGAACUAUACAUUUAUGAUAAAGUAUCACAAGCCACUUCUUGCCUUCUUUUGUAAAAACAUUUGCAGAAAAUGGAGUACUACACCAGACUGAUCAAUAAAGAGACAUAUUGUAC
This is a messenger RNA of Pleuronectes platessa (European plaice), 1853 nucleotides long. RefSeq names its product ATPase Na+/K+ transporting subunit beta 4 (gene atp1b4). Bases 143 to 1171 code for a protein of 342 amino acids. The record is from RefSeq and is a predicted model, not a curated record. The transcript is spliced from 10 exons. Lineage: Eukaryota; Metazoa; Chordata; Actinopteri; Pleuronectiformes; Pleuronectidae. Gene Ontology annotation, biological process: potassium ion transport; regulation of DNA-templated transcription; sodium ion transport. Gene Ontology annotation, cellular component: nuclear inner membrane; sodium:potassium-exchanging ATPase complex.